Molecule: messenger RNA, 1758 nt
Organism: Nicotiana attenuata
Lineage: Eukaryota; Viridiplantae; Streptophyta; Magnoliopsida; Solanales; Solanaceae
Product: probable mitochondrial intermediate peptidase, mitochondrial
Exons: 10
Coding region: 1-1350 (449 amino acids)
Biological process (GO): peptide metabolic process; proteolysis
Molecular function (GO): metalloendopeptidase activity
Source: RefSeq, a predicted model, not a curated record
AUGCGUCCAACAUCCGCUCAUGGUCCUUCUCCGCUUCUCCAGUCCGUUUCCACUUCUACAGACCUCGCACCCGCGGUCCCUAAUCCGCAGCUUAUGGGAUAUAAAUCUUAUGCUGAAUUUUCUCUACAUUCUACUAUGGCUGCAUCUCCUGAAGUGGUCUUAUCCUUUUUGCUUGAGAUGAGCAAAGUGGUCAGACCAAAGGCUGAUCAGGAGUUUGAGGCAAUUCGGGAUUUCAAGAGAGAGAAAAGUGGUGAGCCUAAUGGAGAGUUGGAGCCGUGGGAUGAGGCAUACUUCACGUGGUUGAUGAAGUCUGCAACAUACAAGUUGGACUCCUCGAUUAUAUCAUCAUAUUUUCCCUUACCACAGUGUAUUGAGGGUUUGAAAAUUUUGGUUGAGUCACUCUUUGGUGUGACUUUUCACAGAGUACCCCUUGCACCCGGUGAAUCAUGGCAUCCUGAUGUGUUAAAGAUAGUGCUACAUCAUCCGACUGAGGGAGACCUGGGGUACUUGUACCUUGAUUUAAAGUCAAGAAAAGGUAAACAUCCCAUUUGUGCUCAUUUCGCUAUCCGAGGAGGGCGUCGUGUUUCCGAGACAAUAUACCAACUUCCUGUUGUAGCACUGGUUUGCAAUUUCUCUGGGUCGAGUUUGGCUCCUGUGAGGCUUAACCACUUUGAAGUAGAAACACUUUUCCAUGAGUUUGGGCAUGCUCUCCAUUCAUUGCUCUCAAGAACGGAAUAUCAACACUUUUCGGGUACGAGAGUGGUUCUUGAUUUUGCUGAAACGCCGUCAAACCUAUUUGAGUCCUAUGCAUGGGAUUAUCGGGUGUUAAGGACAUUUGCUAAGCACUACUCAACUGGUGAUGUCAUUCCCAAAGAACUCGUGGAAUCAAUGGUGGGAGCUAAGAAGAUGUUUGCUGCAACUGAAUUGCAACGCCAGAUCUUCUACGCAUUAGUUGACCAAACACUUUUCGGAGAGCAGACAUCCACAUGGAGAGAUACAAUGGCGAUCGUUGCAGAUUUGAAAAGACAACAUACAAGUUGGACACAUGUGGAAGGAACACAUUGGCAUACCCGAUUCAAUCACCUUACAAACUAUGGUGCAGGUUACUAUAGCUACUUGUAUGCAAAAUGCUUUGCCACAACUAUCUGGCAAAGGAUAUGCCAAGAGGAUCCUUUAUCAUCGGACACGGGUUUGGCUUUAAGAACGAAAUUCUUGCAGCAUGGAGGAGCCAAAGAUCCAGCUGAUAUACUGAAUGAUCUUGUGGGGAGUGGCAUCAUAAGGAAUUGCAGUGGUGGAAUAAUACCGGACAUUACAAGCCUUUGUGAGGAAAUGGAGCUCAUGAAAAGCUAGCAAAGGGAGUUCUAGCCCCCAAAAUAAGAUAAAGUAUCUCCUCCCCUGUACUAAACAAUGGUGAGGCAAAGUAGCUAGCGUGCAAAUUGCAGGCCAUCAUAGAAGGGUUUGGAGUGACUUGGAGUUGAUUUAGGAAGAGGCUUCCCAUCGUAAUAGUAGUAACUAUAUGAUGCUGCUGGUCUGAAGAGAUUUCAUCACGGCCAAGCAAGCAAAUUAAACAAUUUGCAAGCAUGUCAUUCUUUAAGUUAGUGUUCAGAGGAAACAUCUCAUGGCCGUUGGCCAGGCCAUUUAUUGAGCAAUUCUCCAAAGAAACUAAUUGUGCGUAUUUUGACCAUUCUUUGCUUAAUUUGACAAGUGUACGUAUUCCAAUAAAACAGAAGAGACGUAAUGAUGCAAGGAAUUUAUCAA